AAUAAAUAGUAUUGUGAAAAAUACGUAACAGUUGCAAUUCCCAUUCCCCUGCCUGCGACUGCGAGGCACACAUUUACUGCGUGUUUUGUUUGUGUGGGGACACUACAAGUACACGCACAGGUCUCUUUGCUAUGGAAUGCAAAAGCGAAAUUCAGAUACGUCUCAAAUUCUUCCCCAAUCAGAUUCUGCUAACAAAAUCAUAGUAUAAAACAAACACAUAGAAAGUUCCCCCCUUUUCCUCGGAAUUUAUAAUGCCCCAACUCCGGCAGACUCCUUAGAGCCUCCGCCGCGACGGAAAUUCUAUUCGUUUUCACUGGAUUUCAUUUUGGGGUUUCCGUUUUUAGCUUGUUGGGUCUCCUUUACUUGAAUUUUGAAUACCUUUUUUGGGCUAAAGAUCGAUUUUUUAUUCGAAAAGUUGAUCUGGGGUGGCGGAAGGGAUCAUGGAGGAGAACAGGUUGUGCCAGUGGAGUGUAAUUCGAUCUAUAUUGGCUAUUGUUCAAUGGUGGGGUUUCAAUGUCACUGUUAUCAUCAUGAACAAAUGGAUCUUUCAGAAGCUGGACUUCAAGUUUCCAUUAACAGUAUCAUGCAUUCAUUUUAUUGCUUCGGCAAUUGGUGCAUACUUGGUUAUUAACGUGCUAAAACUUAAGCCUCUUAUUCAAGUUGACCCCGAAGAUCGCUGGAGGAGAAUUUUUCCCAUGUCGUUUAUAUUUUGCAUAAACAUCGUUUUGGGAAAUGUGAGCCUUCGGUAUAUUCCUGUUUCCUUCAUGCAAACCAUCAAGUCUUUCACCCCUGCCACAACAGUCAUCUUGCAGUGGCUAAUCUGGAAAAAGUACUUUGACUGGCGAAUUUGGGCUGCUCUGAUUCCAAUUGUCGGAGGGAUUCUGCUCUCGUCAGUCACGGAGCUGAGUUUUAACAUGCUGGGAUUUUUUGCUGCUUUAUUUGGUUGUGUUGCUACAUCUACAAAAACCAUUCUUGCAGAGUCUUUGCUGCAUGGGUACAAAUUUGACAGCAUAAACACAGUUUACUACAUGGCUCCUUUUGCAACUAUGAUCUUGGCUGUGCCGGCCAUGGUGCUGGAAGGGCCAGGGGUUGUGGAGUGGCUUCUGGCGUGCCCCUCUCUCUUUUCGUCCCUCUUCAUCAUUUUCGGGUCUGGAGUGUCAGCCUUUUGCCUGAACUUCUCGAUCUUUUAUGUCAUUCACUCCACGACUGCUGUGACCUUCAACGUUGCAGGAAAUCUUAAGGUCGCAGUUGCGUUUACAUGUUCUUGGCUCAUCUUCCGGAAUCCAAUCUCCGUCAUGAACGCCAUCGGAUGCGGGGUGACGCUCGUCGGGUGUACCUUCUACGGGUACGUGAGGCAGAUGCUCUCAAACCAAGCCCCAGGGCCCCCUGCCACGCCUCGUACACCACGGAGCAAAACGGAGCUGCUCCCGUUGGUCAGCGACAAAUUGGACGACAAAGUAUGACUCUUGCUCAUCAUUGCCCUACCUCCUAUUUUAACAGAUCAUAUACAUAUAUACACAUAUUACAGCCUUAUUUAUUUUAACCAAUGCUGAUCGAUGAAUAUUUAUUCUUGUAUGAAAAGGCUAAUGUAAGAGAACCAGAUAUCUAAUAGCACACAUGUUUUUUGGUAAUGAGAAGAGCCUAUUUGUUUUUGCGUUUA
Salvia miltiorrhiza (redroot sage) is the source of this 1660-nucleotide messenger RNA. Its product is annotated as UDP-galactose transporter 1-like. NCBI's taxonomy places the organism in Eukaryota, Viridiplantae, Streptophyta, Magnoliopsida, Lamiales, Lamiaceae. Gene Ontology annotation, molecular function: antiporter activity. Gene Ontology annotation, cellular component: Golgi apparatus. The transcript has 5 exons. The record is from RefSeq and is a predicted model, not a curated record. Bases 441 to 1463 code for a protein of 340 amino acids.